GGACCACAAGGAUGGCUGACGCGUGCACGUGUGCGAUAGCCGGCUCUGGCUGCGAGGACCAGUUCACACAAUGCGGUUAGUGAGUCAGUGAGUCAGUGACUGACUGCGUGAGAGUGACCUGAGAAGCGGCGGCAGAUGCUGGACGGAUCCAUCCAUGUGUGUCUGUGUGUGUGUGGUGUUGUGCAGGCAUCCCCUGCCCACAGGCGUUCCCCACAUCAGCCUACGGUCAGUCAGUGACAGAGAGAAAGGCAAUUGAUAGAUCCACGAUGCCCAUGAAUGCGUGUGUGUUGUGCCGUGUGCAGAUCUGGCAGUGACUUAUGGCGUGCCCGUCGUGUGCUUCAUGGCGCUCUUCCUCAUCAUUGGGCUGCUCACCAUUCUGCGCGUCAGGGGAGGUUAGACAGACACACACACACAGAUGGGUGCAGGGGCAGACGCCACGCCCAGAGAGAGAUGCCAUCCCACAACGUCAUCUGCUUCUUCGAUUAUUGUUUGGCAGACCCGGAGAACUUCUUCGUCUGCGGCCGAUCUCUCCCUCUGUGAGUCACACACACACACACGCGACGCAUGGGUCCUGAUGUGUGUGUCCAUCUGGCUGGCUGUGUCUGUAUGUGUGUGUGUCUGUGUGUCAGGUUCGUGGUCACCAUGACGCUGGCCUCGCAGUCACUGGACUCUUCUGGGGCCCUCGGCAAUGUCAUACUGGUACGCGCCGCGCCACACACGCGGCCGGCAUCUGUGGGAUGGGACGGCCGACCAAUGGGUUCGCCUGACGCCUGUAUGAUGUGUGUGUCUGUGGUUGGUCAGUCGUAUAAGUUCCACUUCUGGGACGGGGCUGUGCUGCCAAUCGGACUGGUUCGUGUGGAUGUCAUGACACCCACACAGACACGGGCAAGGGUGUAGGAACGUUUGUGUGUGUGUGUCCUCUUGUGUUUGCAGGCGUGUUGUCUCUUCAUGAACGGGUUCUUCCUGGCCAAGCCCCUCCACCAGAUGAACCUCCUCACUCUCCCCGACUUCUUCAAGAGAAAAGUAAAACAAAUUCGUGUGCUAGCUAGGUGUGUGUCCAUGCGAUUCGCACCGUUGUCUGGGUGUCAGUAUGGCGAUGACCACCUGUGUGUGUGUGUCUGUGUGUGUGGUCAGUAUGGCUAUAUUGCUGAGGUGUGCGCGUGCAUUCUGUGCAUGGUCAGCUUCAUCUUCCUCCUGGCCGGCAACUUCGUGGGUAAGCCAGGCGGCGCGUACCAGCCCGCCACCCCGCCAGCUCUCGGCAUGUGUGUGUGUGUGUGUGCAGGUACGUCGACCUUGUUGGGUUUUCUGUUCAACAUCGACCAGGACAGCGCCACCUGGAUCACCGCCAUAGCCAUCUGGGCCUACACUGCUGCAGGCGGUCUCUUCAGCGUCGCCUACACGGAUGUGCUCCAAGCCGGCCUUGGGUGGACGGGCAUCCUUGUGGGCUCCAUCUAUGCCUUCGUCCACUUCGGCGCAAGUAAGCAGACAGACACCUGCACACACAACCAACAGGCCGAUUCAUACCCCUCUCUCUCUCUGUGUGUGUGCCCAUGUAGGCCCUGACAAGGGCCCCGCGUAUCCUUACGGCGACACCCCCAUCGUGUGGGGCGGAAUGAGAGACGGAGACGCUUACGCGCCCUUCCCCAACGCCAUCAUGUUCAACUGGAGCACCAUCUUCGUGCUGGCCUUCGGCAACCUCAUGGCCCUCGACUUCCAGGUACACACACCAGAAUGAUGCACGCGCUAUGUGCCCCUGUUUGUGUGUGUGGUUGUGUGUGUGUGUGUGGUUGUGGUUGCAGGCCCGCACAUUUGCCUCAAGGUCCUGGCAAGUCGCGAAAUGGUACGUGUGUGAAGAGACCGUCUGUCUGAAUCUGUCAGCUAGACUAGGAGCGAUCCAUCUGACCAUCUCUCUCUCUCUCUCUCUGUGUGUGGUUGUGUUAUGUGUGUGUGCGUCUCUGCAGGGGCAACAUUCUUGCCGGCAUCGCGACGAUCGUGUUGGGACUGUUCUGGUCGUUCGUCGGCGGCACAGCGCGGAAACUCUAUGGACCACAGUCGCCCUAUGCUGGUGCGCGAGUGCACUGAGCGAGUAUGCCCACACACACGCGGGAUGAUGAGCAAUGCCUGUGUGUGGUGUGUGCAGAGUUCCGUGUGGACUCGUGCUCCACUGACCUGGAGCUGCUGAACCCUGACGGCACCAUCACGGUAAAAACACUGACCUGUCUCUGAAUGCAAUGCACACGCAGGUGGCGCACAACAAAUCUGUGUGUGUGUGUGUGGAUGGAUGGUGUGCAGAAAGGGGCUGCUUCCUGCGCCGAGUGGGUGUUUGAUCCGGUAAAUGCGAUCCAUCUUUGCGCGUGUGUGGCAUGUGUGUGAGCGUGCCUUUGUGUGCAGAAUGGCCCGCUGAAGAUGUUCACCAAUGAGUUCCCGCCUUUCCUCGGUCAGCACACACACACACACACACAAACCAUCCACACACUCAUCCAUCCAUCCAUUCAUGUGUGUGUGUGUCAACAGGAGCCUGGAUGAUGAUCUCCAUCGUCGCUGCAUCCAUGUCCACUGCGGACGGCGCCAUCCUCGCCCUCUCCACUGUCGCAUCGCACAAUCUCGCUAGGCAACCAUACACACACAGAGAGAGAGAGGCACAAGGCACACACACGUAUGUUAUGUGUAUCGGGAUGCAGGAAGCUCGGUGGGUGGUUCGGUGACUCCAAGAACCUGCUGACGCUGACGCGAGUGACCACCAUCAUCUGGACGGUCGUCGCUGCCCUGGUGGCCACAUUCAAUGCCGACCCAGGGUGACUGGACGGGACCCCUUCAGUCCUCCCACCCACCCACACACACGUCUCCAUGGCUGUAUGUGUGUUGUGUUGUUCUUGUGUUUGCUGUGUGUGGGGAUCAGUGCCCUGCUGAUCGUGGCUUUUGACUGCGUGUUUGCGGGCACGGUGGUGCCGCUGUUCGCCGGCGUCUACUGGAAGAAGACUACGCCUAACGCUGCGGUACGUGCAAUGCCUGGGGGUCUUGGAUGCCUUCACAUACAACAUGUGUCCAUGUGGACGGAUGGAUGGAUGGAUGGCAGAUCGCCUCAAUCGUCGGCGGCAGUGUGCUGCGCGGCAUCCUGCAGUUCGCACUGCCCAAGGUAAGCACUGAGACAGAGAGAGGCACAGAGACAUAAGGACACCUGCAUCUGUGUGUGUGUGUGUGUGUGUGUGGUGUCUCAGGACGGGUCACUGGUGCUGCUGGGCCCGACCACGGCCAAAGCAUACGGUGAGAUGUCUUCAGGAAAGAAUCCAAUCCACCUGCACACAUACCUAUCUGAUCUGUGUGUGUGUGUGUCUGCGUGUGUGUGAGCAGGCCCAUCAGUUGAAGACGUUGCCCAGUGCGUGCAGCCGAGACUCCAAGAUUGGAGCGGUAUCACAAAGACACACACACCCCAACCACACAGACACACAUCCAUAGGUGUCUCGCUGCUGCAUCACUCGAUCGGUCAGGUGUGGACAGCCUGAUAGCCCCCGCCUUCUCGCUCUUCCUGAUCGUCACCAUCUCGCUGUUUGAGCGCUCUUGCGCCAAGGGCGACUGCCUGGGCGGUUUCCUCAAGCGAUGGAGGACACCCACCGUAAGCACAGCUCCGCGGUCACGUGUGUGUGUGUGUGUGGCAUUCUGUGUGUGUUGGCUGACAGGAUGAGAUGAAGCCGCCCGGCGAAGAGAAGGAGCUGGCGGGCGGCAUGUCGGUGAGUAUGAAGCCCACUCGCACACAGACACAGACACAGACACACAUGUGUUCUCUCUCUGGGUGUCUGGUCUGGUGUGGUGUGGUGUGUGGUGUGUGAUGCAGCCGUCUACUUUUGCGGGCGACUCACCGCCUCUUCCCGGCUCGCCCACCAAGUCGGGCAAGUACUCGGACGACACCGACGUGUGACUGAUUGACGACAAAUCGACCACAGACAGAGAGAGGGACAGAGAGAGGGAUGGUCCGUCUCCACUGCUCUGCUGCUGCUGCCUGGUGCGUGUUGGUGAAUACAUGGAUGUGUGGAUGUGUGUGAUGCAUGUGGGUGUGUGCAUGUGCGUCUUCAUUAUUAUUAUGUGGAUCGUGGCGAUUUUGCCCACUUUCAUUCAUUCAUGAUGUCCGUGGUGCAUGUUGAGAUGAGAUGAGAUGAGAUGGGGUGAGAUGAGAUGAGAACAAAGGUGGCGCAGCCAAGGGCUCGUAUGCACUUUUUCGCCUGCGUCCCCUGGCUGCCUGCCGCAUGCAUGCCUGCUGCUGACUGCACUGAGUUCCACUCAUUGUAGCGUACGCAGUGUCCAAUUGCCUGUCUGUCUGUCUGUCUGGUUGUGUUGCUCGUUCGCUCGUUCAUCUGUCUGUCUGUUUGUCGAUCGGUCGAUGGCGUCAUUGUCGUAAUUACACGAAUGUGGCAGGAAGACGUGUUGUUGCCCUUUUAUUCAUCAUCGCCCAAUGCUUGUCUUGUCCAUAUACACAAUCACACACACAGAGCGAGUGUCGCAUGGAAGAUAUACGCCCAUUUUUGGUGCGUAUCAUCAUGUGUGCCCACUCGCAGUCGUCAGUGAUGUUUCAACAAUGCCUUCAGUCGGUUAUGUACAGUUGUGUCUGUGUUGUGUUGGUUGUCGUGUCCCUACCUGGUCUUGUCGAUGUCGCUGGUUCAUCUGUCUGUCUGUGUGUCGAUCGAUAGCCGUGUUCUGUUCUUCCUUUCACACCGGACAAAAAAUGACAGCCUGCAAGCGGCUGACCGUUGCUGGGGGAGAGGGAGAGAGGGGGAUGUCGGGGGGUAUCGUCGAUGGGCCCGGGUUGCAUGUACCUGUUCAUGCUGCGUGUGCACCAUAGACACACGUAUACAGAUGGUCGUUCGUUCGUUGGUUCGUUUUAAGUCAUGUAUUAUUCACGUGGACAUUCCUGUAGUUGGUCGUCUCCAUGAUGUCUCGUGCGUGUCUGUCGUCUGCGUGUGUGUGUGUGUGUGCCAUGGCCGCAUACACAGGACACACCCAGACAGACGGACAUUACAUACCAUCCAUCCAGCAGUAGCU
Vitrella brassicaformis is the source of this 5034-nucleotide messenger RNA. NCBI's taxonomy places the organism in Eukaryota, Vitrellaceae. The record is from the annotation of a GenBank genome assembly.